AUGAGACAAGCUUCUAACUACAUUCCACGCGAAAUACUUGAUAAUAUUUGUGCACAGAACGAUAUUGCCGAAGUGAUAUCGGAGUGUGGGGUUUUGUUGAAGCCUGUUGGUAAAACCUACAAAGGGCUUUGUCCCUUCCACGACGAGAAAACUCCCUCCUUUAACGUCUCCCCCGAAAAGCAAGCGUUUUACUGUUUUGGGUGUAAUGCCGGUGGCAAUGUCAUUAGCUUCCUCAGAAAAUAUGACGGCAAGUCUUUUAUGGAAGCGAUGGAAUGGUUGUCAGAGCGCGCAGGUAUUCCGCUGCCAGCCCAAGACGGAAGAGCACGCCAAAUUAGCCAAAAACGUCUGGAGCUGCAAGACCUGAAUCGUUUUGCGAUGGAGCAUUUUCACCGCCAACUCCUGGAUCCCAAAAUUGGUGGCUAUGCGUUGGCAUACUUGAAAAACCGGGCCAUCAAAGAUCAAACGAUCAGGGAAUUCCAACUCGGAUACGCGACCCCGGGACGCCAAGAUAUCGUUAAGGCUGCCACACAAGCCGGUUUCUCAAUCCAACAACUCAUUGACGUUGGACUCAUUAGGAGCGAUGAACAAGGAACCACAGAUCGAUUUCGAGGGCGCGUUAUCUUUCCAAUCCGCGAUGAGCGCGGCAAUCCCGUUGGAUUUGGUGGGCGUGCAGUGUCCGAAGAGCAGCUUCCCAAAUAUCUUAAUUCUCCUACCACCGCCCUUUACGAUAAGAGCAAAACCCUUUACAACUUAUACGAGGCACGUCAAGCAAUCCAAAAAGAGGAGAAAGUGAUUCUCGUUGAGGGCUACUUUGACGCACUCAUGCCGUAUCAAGCGGGUGCCCAAAAUGUUGUUGCGUCGCUGGGUACUUCGUUUAGCGCCUCACACGCCGAUUUAUUAAAGCGGUUUGCCGAUGAAACUAUCCUCCUCUACGAUGGCGAUCCGGCGGGCUUUCAGGCGACGUUGCGAGGAUUACACAUCCUUCUGGCGGCAGGAUUGCGUGUGCAGGUGGCGAGUCUACCUCCCGACACAGAUCCAGAUCAAUUUAUCCGUGCACAAGGCCUUGAUACGUUUAAUCAACUGAUCGAUUCUGCGAUGAACCUAAUCGAGUUCCAAAUUCAACGGGCAACGCAACAGCAUGCAAUUCAUCGCAUUGAUGUGAAAACACAGGCUAUCAAAGAAAUUGCUCUGACCUUAUCGAACCUCAAAAAUCAGGUCGAACUCAGCGAAUACGCGAAGUACGCAGCGCAAGAACUCGACAUUGAGCGGUCAGUGCUUUUGAGGGAGUUGCAACGUUUGGGCGUCAAGAUGUCUCGCCCAGUUUCGCCACCGAGACACACUCAAGCCGCACCAACAGCAAGGAUGAGCCCGCGUGAAUCGAUUGAGUGGCAACUGAUUGAAGCACUGCUACAAGGUCCCGACCUCCUCUCGCUUGCCAAAGCGAAUUUUCACUAUCAAGACUUUACCCAUCCUGACUUUGCAACCAUUGGCAGGAUGCUCUGGGAAGCAAGCGAUAAUGAGGCUAUCAUUGAUAUGCAGAAUCUUAUAAAUGCUUGUGCUAACGAAAAAAUUACAAGCAUAAUCUCCAAGGCUCUUCUAAAAAAGACAAUCCCUCCAAAUUUAACUACACGAGUGGAGGGAUGUCUGAAGAAACUCAAAGAUUUUCUGUUGUGGGAUGUUGAACGCAUGAGGCGUUCUGAAGCUCUUGCACAGGGGAAUAACAGCAAAAGCAUUCUUGCAGAACUCGUUGAACUCUCAAACCGAAGAAGACAGUUAGCCCGUUAA
This is a messenger RNA of Geodia barretti, 1785 nucleotides long. The record is from the annotation of a GenBank genome assembly. Lineage: Eukaryota; Metazoa; Porifera; Demospongiae; Tetractinellida; Geodiidae.